Nezara viridula (southern green stink bug) is the source of this 1455-nucleotide messenger RNA. Lineage: Eukaryota; Metazoa; Arthropoda; Insecta; Hemiptera; Pentatomidae. The record is from the annotation of a GenBank genome assembly.
AUGGCUUUGUCCGAGAUACGCGUAGGGAAUGUUCUUGGCUCAAAUAAAAUAGAUUUUCAACAGGGGUCUAGUUACAAUGGAAUUCCAAAAUCAAAUAGUAUGGAAGGGUAUUCUCCUUGGUCCUAUGAACUCACUCCUUCAGACUUUUUGCAGAAUGGAAGAAAUGUUGAUGAUAAUUCCUUAGCUGGAAAUUCAAUAGUUGAUGAUAUUGUAACCAAACUUUUGGAUGAUGAUUGUAAUGAAAUAUCCAAGAAAAAAGAUGGAUUUGAUAAUGUGAUAUACAACUCAGGAGAUGAGCUGUGGUCUAGCAAAAAUAACACUAGAGCUCAUAGUCCUUUUCCAAGUUUGUCCCCUCAGGAUGUAGAUUAUAAAAUGGGCUUAUUAAACAUUGACACACAAUGCAGCACCCCCGUCCAGCCCCCUACGAGUACACAGAGUUUUUCAUUAAAAGAAUCCCCAUAUUUUCUCAACAGUUCCUCAUACUUCCAGACUGACCUCAAUUCAGGUGUUUUUACUGGUGAGACUGAGCUUCCAAAUGAACAACAAAUGUACAAUUAUGUACAAAUGUUGAACAAAGAUAAAUUCAAUUUGAGCCUGGAGGGCCUUCUGCAUUCUGCUCAGCCAGAAUCUCCAUUGACAAUGAGCAACUGUUUUCCGAAUGGUGAUUUUGGCAUCAAGUCAGCCCAUCCUAUUGAAAUGUUCCCUACCAGUCCAAAUCAAUUUUCACCUCUUCCUGGAUUUCCGCGUCCUCUCGCACAACGUACUUCACACUUCAAGAACACACAAAAUUUUAAUGGUGUCAGGGGCCAACUGAUGUAUAACAAUAACAAUCCAUUUGUUGCGAACAAUAACAAGACAGAUGGAGGUUUCCCUCCACCACGAUUAGGUCUGGACCCUCUUCUACUACACUUAAGACCUUCAGAUCACAUCAUUCAUUCUUAUGAUGCUUUUCCUCCAGCACUCUUCCGAUCCUUCAGACGUAGCAGUGGUUCUGCUGAAUUGCAUUCUGUGCUUGAGCAAUGUUACAUCCAGUUUAAGGAACUAGAGAGUGAAAGGAAGAAAACUGAAGCUGAUCUUGCCAGGUACAAUCCAGGCAAGAAGGUGUCUUCUACAAACUCAAUCCCAGUGCCUCGACUUCCUGUGUCACCUACUAGAGUGGACAGGUUGAUUGUUGAUCAGCUAAGAGAACAUGCAAGGAUUCUAACCUUAGCUCAUAAAAUGGAGGCACUUAGAGGGGGUAGAUCUCUUUCUCCAUCGAUUCAUGAUUCAAUAGCCUCUUGGUUAGAUUCCAUCAAACAAGUCCAGAAAUCUAGAAUGGAUGAAAUACUCAAUACUGUCCAAGAUAUGAGCAGGCUGACAAACGCAAUAAAGGCACUGAUGGUUGCUACACGUUGUGCAAGAACACAUAUGUAUUGUGCUCUUAUGUCCACACUUCAUGAAUCAACAACUUACUAG